CCGUGGUUUUACUUUUCUUAGUAUCCUGCCGCAUUGUUCGGCAUCUUAGCGUUGGUCGGGCUGAUUUUGCUUGCAUAGGGCUCCGGUCCACACCAUUCCACGCAAAGCAUCCAGCCUACCUUCCAAUGCUCAGCCUUCAAGCAACCACGUGCUGCCACACAUUUCGGGGCUAUACCUCGUUGCAUUCGUAUGUGGCAUACCGUUGUGGCAAGGACGUGAAACGCGUGACGCGACGUGUUGGCGUGCGUGUGGCAUGCUCACACGUGCCGACGAGUGGCAGCGACAGCGGUGGUGCCUCAGUACUCGCCAGCACGCCCUCCCCGAGUCCAGUUGCCACCAGCAGCUGGGAAAACGCAAACGGCAACGACAACGGCAGCAGCACUGCCGGAAGCAACGUAAGUAGCAGCAACACCAACGGAAACGACGCUGGAAGCGUCGCUACUGCAUCUGCUAGUACAGCUGCUACCGCACCUUCUACCACCAGCAGUAGCAAUGAGAACACCACCGGUAGCACGGAUUGGAGGUGGGAGGCGAGCGAUGACGCUGUUAGGGCGUACGGCAGUCUAGUGGCGUUGCUACUGGCUGGCAGCCUGCCUGUUUUCCACAGUGCCAAGAUGGCAGAUGUGCCGUACUUUGUCGGCCUUGCGCUGACCACUAUCUACAUCGGGGCUCAUAAGGGCCUUACAACACGGCAACGGCAACAGAUCUCGCUCAAAGAGGGCGCGCUGGCCCCCCUUCUCGCCUCCGCGUCGCUCUUCGGCUUCUACCUGCUCCUGAAAUACCUCCCAGACCUGAACGUCCAAGUGCUGCUGAACGCGUAUUUCUGGGCGCUCGGGUGCUUCGCGGUUGGGGGAGCGGCAGUGCCCCUGCUCAGACGGGUGGGCGGCCCGCUGGGGUCGCCUAGCAUUCGGUUCGGGCUGCCGGAGGGGCUGUUAAAGGACGAGGCGGGGAACGACAUACGACAUGCUCAGCUCUCCCCCACUGACAUCCUGGCAGUGGCCCUAGCCCUGCUCCUCCCCUCCGCCGAGCUCGCAUCCGGCCACACCAACUUCAGUCUCAACAACCUGGUGGCGUGUCUCAUCGCCUCCGACAUCCUGCAGCUCGUGGGGCCCAGGAGCUUCCGUACGGCAGGGCUGCUGCUGACGGGGCUGCUGCUGUACGACGUGUUUUGGGUGUUUGGCUCGCCCAAGGUGGUGGGCGACAACGUAAUGCUGGCGGUCGCCACUUCGGACCUGGUGUCCGGACCCACUCGCAUCCUCUUCCCGCGCCUGCCGGGCGGCGGCAGCAGCUCCCUCGAGGCUGCGGCAGCCGCCUUCCCCUUCUCGUUGCUGGGUCUGGGUGACAUAGCGGUGCCUGGGCUGCUGGCUUGCCUGGCCCUCAGGUACGAUGCAUUCCGCGUGACUGAUAUGCGGGCCCGGGCGGUGGGGGCUAAUGGCACUGACUUUGCCGAACCGAUACCGGAACUCUCCACGACGAACGUCGCAAAAGUAGAGACGUCUAGCAGCCAAGCACAGCAAUCCCAACAACAACAACAACAGGAGCAUCAAGAAUCAUUACUGAACACUCAGCGGCAACAGCACCAUCACAACCAUCACAACCAGCAACAAGGGCAUCUACCGGUUUCGGAGGUGGUCCUCCAGCAUCGCACCUACUUCACUCCCGUCUUGUUCGCCUACGUGCUAGGACUGUCAGCCGCAUUUGUUGCCAAUGACGUCACGGGUUUGGGUCAGCCAGCGCUCCUCU
This is a messenger RNA of Astrephomene gubernaculifera, 1743 nucleotides long. Lineage: Eukaryota; Viridiplantae; Chlorophyta; Chlorophyceae; Chlamydomonadales; Astrephomenaceae. The record is from the annotation of a GenBank genome assembly.